AUGGCGUCCACGAUCAGAUUUUACAUGGAACAGUCGGUUCCUGAAUUGGAGGACCUUGAGAGAAAGGGCCUCUUUGACAAGAGGGAAAUCACCAUGAUCAUGAGAAGAAGAACGGAUUUCGAGCACCGCAUUCUGGGUAGAGGCUCGCAGCCCAGAGAUUUCUUAAAAUACAGUGACUUUGAAAUUAACUUGGAAAGGCUUCGAAUCAAGCGGUUCCAGCGGCUCCACAAAACCGAGUUGGUGGACGCCAAACCCUCCAUAUCGGACUGGGCCGGCUUCCGUAAAAUUAUCUUCGUUUUUGACAGAGCCGUGAGGCGGUACCCUGCAAACCUCGAACUUUGGCUGAAAUUCCUCCAGUUCGUGAAAGAAAAAGACGCCAUCAAAAUUGUGUAUCGUGUGUACGCCAAACUUUUGCUGUUGCAGCCGAGAAACGUGGAAGCCUGGCUCUCUGCAGCCAAGUACGAGUUCGAAACCAAUGCCAACGCCAAGGGCGCACGUGACUUGUACCAAAGAGCAUUGAAGUUGAACCCCGAAAGCAGCAAGCUCUGGUUGAGUUACGCACAGUUUGAAUUGGCAUAUGUGUCCAAAUUGCUCGCCAGGCGGAAGGUCAUGGGCUUACUCACCGAGAAGCAACAAGAAGAGGAUUUGCAGGCGCAGGCCUCGGAUUUCCAAAGCCGCUUAGCAAAGGUGCCUGCCGAAAAUGGCACUGAGGGCGAAGACGCUGCAGCAAUCAACAAUGACGUCAUUGCUUUUGACGACGACAACGAGGACGAAAUUAAAGAGCAAUUGGCGCUGUUACCCGAGGCCGACAUGAACAUUUUGGGUAACCCUGACCUGAACCCUGUGCUCAAGGGAGAUAUUGCGCUUACGGUGUUCGACGUGAGCAUCCCCGAGCUUCUGAAGGGCGUGGCGCAAGAAUCCCGCGAGAGCCGUCUAUUCGAACUUGCCGAGCAGUACCUCGAAGUUUUCAGCAAGUUCGAGAACUUGAACAGAGACUACUUGAACUAUCAUGUUGUGUCCUACUUGCAAAAUACCCAUGGCUCAAACCCACGCACGGUGAUGCUCGACAUCACGCUCCCGCUCCGGAACGUCAAGGUGUCAGACAGCAACUUGGCCGAGGCGCUUCAGCUCUCGGUGAACAAGUACAUGGCUUACAAACUGAAGACACGCAGUGCCACUGAAAAAGUAGCGUUGGCGGCACAGUACGUGGCUUUCUUGAAUGCCGAGUACGUGAACUGCGAGGAGGAGAAAUCCGAGCGCACGGUACAGCUCUUGCGCGCGAUUAUCCAGAAGUGCCAGUAA
Molecule: messenger RNA, 1302 nt
Organism: Metschnikowia bicuspidata var. bicuspidata NRRL YB-4993
Lineage: Eukaryota; Fungi; Ascomycota; Pichiomycetes; Serinales; Metschnikowiaceae
Product: snoRNA-binding rRNA-processing protein
Exons: 1
Coding region: 1-1302 (433 amino acids)
Biological process (GO): maturation of SSU-rRNA from tricistronic rRNA transcript (SSU-rRNA, 5.8S rRNA, LSU-rRNA)
Cellular component (GO): small-subunit processome; Pwp2p-containing subcomplex of 90S preribosome
Molecular function (GO): protein binding; snoRNA binding
Source: RefSeq, a predicted model, not a curated record